AUGUCCCUUUUCACAUCCUUUCUUCUGCUGUGUGUGGGAACGGCAGUUUAUGCAGAGACCUUAAUUGAAGGUGCUCAAAAUGCCUGCCCUGUGGUUACCUGCAGUUCUCCAGGCCUGAAUGGCUUCCCAGGCAAAGAUGGACGUGAUGGUGCCAAGGGGGAAAAGGGAGAACCAGGUCAAGGGCUCAGAGGCUUGCAGGGCCCUCCUGGAAAAGUAGGACCUGCAGGAUCCCCGGGGAAUCCUGGGUCAAAAGGAGCAGUGGGACCGAAAGGAGACCGCGGACACUGUGUAGAUUGUGAUACUAGCAAAAUCGAUUUAGAAAUUGCAGCCCUGCAAUCAGAGAUGAGAGCCCUGAGAAGGUGGGUGCUCUUCUCUCAGGGUGAGAAAGUUGGAAAGAAGCACUUUAUGAGAAUUCCUGAAAAGAUGAGCCUUGGCAAAGUGAAGGCUCUGUGCUCCGACCUCCAUGGCUCUGUGGCCACUCCCAGGAAUGCUGAGGAAAACAGCGCCAUCCAGAAUGUGGCCAAAGAUAUUGCCUACUUGGGCAUAACAGACAGGAGGGUUGAAAACAUUUUUGAGGAUCUGACUGGAAACACAGUGCAAUACACUAACUGGAAUGAUGGGGAGCCCAACAACGUGGGCUCUGGAGAAGACUGUGUGGUGAUCUUGACAAAUGGCAAGUGGAAUGAUGUCCCUUGCUCUGACCCUUUUUUGGCAGUCUGUGAAUUCUCUGACUGA
Messenger RNA from Apodemus sylvaticus (European woodmouse), 735 nucleotides. It is a transcript of the gene Mbl2, whose product is annotated as mannose binding lectin 2. Bases 1 to 735 code for a protein of 244 amino acids. Lineage: Eukaryota; Metazoa; Chordata; Mammalia; Rodentia; Muridae. The transcript is spliced from 4 exons. The record is from RefSeq and is a predicted model, not a curated record. Gene Ontology annotation, cellular component: multivesicular body; rough endoplasmic reticulum. Gene Ontology annotation, biological process: positive regulation of phagocytosis; surfactant homeostasis.